CUUCGUCGAGGUACUGCCACGGUACCACCUAGGGAUCCAGCUUCCUGGGCCUUCCCUUGUUACUCCGUGGUUAUGGACUGAUACCACUACCUCUAUUUUUUUGUGGACCGGCUACUCAGGCCAUAUGUCCUACAUAUGCCCAACAGAUCAUUCCAUUCUCGUUCUGAACCAAGACCAAUUUUUUGCGCAAAAAUUUUCCAAAGUGAACAAAUUGUAUCAUUCCAACAACGCAAAAGCAAGUCGGUCGUGCGCUGUGCGUUUUUAAACUUAAGAUCACCUAGUGCUGUACAUACAAUAACUUGACUCAAGCAGAUUUUAAAAGUGUAAUCAUGGCAGAGGAAGAACAACGUAUCAAAAGUCAAGAGGAGGAAGUAAAGUACGAUCUGGAAUACCACACGGACGAUUCUUUAAGCUUGCGCAAUACGAGGAUGGUAAACAACAAGCUGCUGUCGGAUGUAACAUUCAUUGUAGGGCCAGAAAAGCAACGAAUCUACGCACACAAGAUGCCUUUGGUGACGGUGUCAGAAUAUUUUUACAGAUUGUUUUAUGGGAAUUUUGUUGAAGCAAAACUCGACGAGAUCGAACUGAAGGAUGAGGAUCCAGAAAUAUUUCUAACGAUGAUGCAUAUAGUUUACGGAGCUAAGGUGGAAAUCAAUGAUGAAAACAUUCGAGAUAUUUAUGACUAUACGAGAAUGUACCUUUUGCCAAAGGAGUAUUACAAGCCACUGAUAAAAUUUUUAACUGAUCAGAUAUUCGAACAGGAUUCAGCUUGGCAUAUUUUCCAGGAAAAUCAUUACUACAAAUUUGAGUCCGUGGAUGCAUUAUGCUUACCAUACAUUCAAUGCAAUCCGCUUUACUACUUCAAACAAUAUGAGGUAGCCGGUAUUGAAAACGAAAGAAAGGUUAAGAUUGCUAGCUUACAACAAAUCAAUUGCACAGAUGAGCAUCUGAUUUCUGCACUUACAGGAAGGCCGUGUAGCGAAACUGACAAAAAGAAAUUGAGUAACCUUAUAAAUGAGACAAAGCGCAAAUUCUUUUCGCAUAAACUAAUGGUUUUGAAUCAUGUUUUAAAUGUAUCUACGCAGACACCCCAGAAUGGUACUACAUUUUCAUUGCAGCUCACAUCACUUAAAUCAGUAUCAUUGCAUGGGAUAGGCGUGUACCUACUACCGACCUACGGUGAUGUUGUAGUAAAACUCAAUUUGCGGCUUAAUGAUGCAUAUAAAGAAAUUAGCAAAUUAGCAUUUAAUAGAUGCAAUCCAUCUCUGGAGACAGUGAAUUUGAUGUUCGAAGAAAUUUUGUUAGAGAAAAACAAAAAAUUACAAUUUCAGUUAUCGGUACAAAACAGCAAUGGAUGCAUCACUGUUCAUAACAAUGAGGGUUUUCAAUUGAUUCACGAAAAUAUUAAAAUAACUUUGGCUACAGUCCCCUCUCAAACAGGGUAUAAUCACGCUAUUGCUCACUUGUGGGUCAAGUAUCCUGAAUGCGGUUUCGGGAAAAAUCAUGCACAUCCAUUGUGCUGCGAAAUAUAAAAAACGGUUUGCACUAGAUACGAUUUACAUAGGUAUAUGUUAAAAAUGUAUUUACUUCAAUGUGUAAUGGGCUUAAGAUGGUGUUAAUUCUAGUUUGCGAACAUUUGGCAAUGAAAGCCGAAACACGCGACAAUUUAUCAUGCAGAGUAACAAAGUUUCUCAAUCUUCGUUUAAAACACGCCAAAUUAGGUACGAAAAGAUUUACGAAGAACAACAUAACAGUAAAAGUUAAACAUGACACACUGUCCAUUGUGGCAUGAUAAUGGAAGCAGGAUUAUAUGGAUUGGAUGUUCAUAAAAAAGAAGAAAGUUUAUUUAAUGUGUAAUAAUUUAUUUUGUUCGUUACUUGCAAAUAAACUCCAAACCUGUGACAUACAGUAAAUAAAUCCGAGUCGAAUUGUA
Messenger RNA from Anopheles funestus (African malaria mosquito), 1933 nucleotides. RefSeq names its product BTB/POZ domain-containing protein 6-like. Gene Ontology annotation, molecular function: protein binding. The coding region runs from base 330 to 1532 and encodes 400 amino acids. NCBI's taxonomy places the organism in Eukaryota, Metazoa, Arthropoda, Insecta, Diptera, Culicidae. Gene Ontology annotation, cellular component: cytosol. The record is from RefSeq and is a predicted model, not a curated record. The transcript has 2 exons. Gene Ontology annotation, biological process: neurogenesis.